AUGGCGGACGGGGUGCUGAGCGCUGGCGUGAACCUGGAGGCCUUCGCGCAGGCCAUAGCCGCCAUCCAGGCGCUGCGCUCCAGCGUGACGCGGGUGUUCGACUGCCUCAAGGAGGGCCGGCGGCACAAGGAGGCCGUGGAGGGCCGCGAGAAGGGCUUCGCCGCCAACUUCCAGGAGAGCCUCCACUCCGUCAGCCGGGACUUGGGGGAGUUGGAACGCUUGAGUAACCUGGUGGGAAAACCAUCCGAAAAUCACCCCCUCCAUAACAGCGGCCUCUUGAGUCUCGAUCCUGUCCAGGAUAAAACACCCCUUUAUAGUCAACUGCUCCAGGCCUACAAAUGGUCAAAUAAGGUAAAUCAUCCGUGGCUUGAUCCUUAA
Thamnophis sirtalis is the source of this 378-nucleotide messenger RNA. Its product is annotated as mediator of RNA polymerase II transcription subunit 27. Gene Ontology annotation, cellular component: mediator complex. NCBI's taxonomy places the organism in Eukaryota, Metazoa, Chordata, Lepidosauria, Squamata, Natricidae. The record is from RefSeq and is a predicted model, not a curated record. Gene Ontology annotation, molecular function: transcription coactivator activity. Gene Ontology annotation, biological process: regulation of transcription by RNA polymerase II.